AUGGAUCCUGAUACAGUAGCAAAUUUUUUAUCAAUUACAGGAUGCGAGGAUGAAGGUUUAGCACUUCAAAUAUUAGAGCAAAAUAAUUGGAAUAUAGAAAAUAGUGUAAAUUUCUUUUUUUCAAUGAAUGAUGGUGGGGCAUCAGGGUCAUCAUCUUCUACAAAUAAAUCAUCAUCAGAAUCAAUACCAAGUGGCUAUCAGGAUUAUAUGGAAGAUGACGUAAGGGCACCAAUUCCACAAAUGAUGGAUAGACUUGUUGAUCAUAUUCCACAACAAACUAGAAGAUAUCAAAAACCAGGUAAUGUUUUUGAAGCAUUUAGAGAUUUCGAAAAAGAAAGAAAUUUAAAUCAAAAUAAAUUAACUGAUAAACAAAAAACACUUGCAGAGUUAUUUAAACCACCAUUAGAUAUUUUAUCAUUUGGUACAUUUGAUGAAAUUAAAAAGUUUGCAGAAGAAAAAGAACUUUUCUUAUUAGUUAAUAUUCAAGAUGUUUCAGAGUUUGAUUGUCAAAAAUUAAAUAGGGAUACAUGGUCAAAUAAAGAUUUAAAACAAUUGAUUAAAGAUAGUAUGAUCUUUUGGCAGGUUAAUAAGCAAUCUGGUGAAGGUAUUUAUUUUACACAAGUUUAUCCAGUUACACAAUAUCCAUACAUUGCAAUAAUUGAUCCAAGAACUGGCCAAAAAUUAGCAGAUAUUCAUGGUUUCAUUGAUGCAGAAGAGAUGAUCGAAUAUCUACACCAAUUUUUCGUUUCAAAUUCAUGGACUGGUAAAGUUGAACCAAUGGUCACCAAAAGUAAGAAAAAGAAACAUAACACAGAGGAGGAAGAGUUAGAAAUGGCAAUUCAAUUGUCACUGCAACAUGAAAAACCACCAUCACCACCAACACCAAUAAAAAGACAAAGGGAAAGACUUGAAAAAGAGAAACAAGAAAAGUUAAAGAGAGACAUGCAAAAUAGUGAUAACCAAAAUGAUCAAGAAGAUGACCAGGAGGAUGACCAAGAAUAUGACCAGGAAGAAGAUGAGGAUGAUUAUUUCGAAGAUGAUAUCGAUAACUAUGAUGACAAUUACUAUUAUGGUGGUGGUCUCGCAGCCAGUAACAAUGGAGAGAAACAAUUUAAAGAAGAAAUAAAAGAAAAGGUUCACCAAACACAAGAGAUUAAUAGUAAGGUUGGUACCGAGGGUGAUGUUUCAAUUCAAAUUAGAUGCCCUGGUGAAAUAUUAAAAGGAAGCUUCCAUUCAACUGAUAAAAUUCAAAGUGUUUAUUAUUUUGUCAAAGUUAAAACUGGUAUUCAAGAUUUUAAGCUUGUAACUUCUUUCCCAAGAGUUGAGCUAUCUGGUGAUUUAAUGUUUAAAACUUUAAAAGAAAUGGAUUUAGUACCAAGAGCUGUAAUUAAUUUACAAACAAAUUAA
Messenger RNA from Dictyostelium purpureum, 1407 nucleotides. RefSeq lists its product as uncharacterized. Gene Ontology annotation, cellular component: nucleus. The transcript has 4 exons. Gene Ontology annotation, molecular function: ubiquitin binding. The record is from RefSeq and is a predicted model, not a curated record. Gene Ontology annotation, biological process: proteasome-mediated ubiquitin-dependent protein catabolic process. Lineage: Eukaryota; Evosea; Eumycetozoa; Dictyosteliales; Dictyosteliaceae. Bases 1 to 1407 code for a protein of 468 amino acids.